UGUCUCCUCUGUUUCCAUGACAAUCAGGUGAUUAGCUCACCUGGCACCUGGGGAAGUCUUUCCUCCACAGAGACUGAGACAUUGUUCAAACUGUUUCUGUUUCUGCAGCUACAACAUGAAAACUGCUUUGUUCAUCGUUGGACUCAUCUUUUUCUGCUGUGAGUCCACAGAAAGAACAACAGCUGAAGGCCAACUAGAUGCAGGUUUUGUCCAGUCUGAGUGUCGAGAUCGUUACCUGUGGAUCCACGUGGCCUCAGGACAGACGCCUCGUUUCGAGGCCGUCGAUGGAACUGAAGUCCACUCUAUUGGUGAGCAGCUUGCGUCGCGAUGUGGUUACACCAUCAGCAUCUUCAAGAUGGACAGCUACACCACCUUCAGAGCUUCAUACUAUUCCUGCUUCACCCAGAACCAGAAUGACGAGGUGUUCACCUUCAGGUUUAAUGUGUUGGUGAGUGAUCGUGGUGGCAGGUGGACCAGCCAGUCUGUUUCUGCAGUCUGUCCUGGUCUCACCUGGACUCACAGAGAGAUCAUCUGUGAGGAGGACUACAUGGAGGUGAAUGUGAACAGAGAGUCUUCAUGUGGAGGUCACCAGGGGGACGGUGGAAAGGUUUGGCAGGAGGCUUUCGCUCAGGCUCAGAAGACGGCGAGCUUGACUUGGCAGCUGAUGUUCAGGCGGAGUGAUGGGCAGGUUUCCUCCAUGUCUGUCACUGAGGCCCAAAGGUGGGGUUACAGCCUGACCACCACCGCCCAGAGGGUGGUGCUUCGAUCUCCAUACAAACAGCCGCAUGCUGAGGUCACGAUGGUGGCUGGCGUCUCUGUCAAGGUUGUCCAGGUUUCUCUGUUCUUUAAGCAGAAGCUGGUCAUGGUGAUGAUUGACAUGUCCAUGGCCUGUACAGUCAAUACAGGCUCUUUUGAUGGGGACCGGCUCCUCUGGGACAUCCCCCGGGUCCUGACUCCACUCGUCGGGGAGGGAGCAAGAUUUGAGAGUCGAAGCUUCAGUCUGGGGGUGGAGAGUGUGCUGCUGGAUGAACCCACCAUGACCUCCAGAGGAUUCAAUAUGGUCCAACGAGGAGGAAUGAUCCAGAUCAGCGUUCCGUUUGGAGCUGAAGGUGGCUACAGGAAGAGUUUGGUGGUGAACAACAUGUACAAGGAGGCGUAUACGAUCUUCCUGCUGUACGAACACGUCUUCUCUCUGCUGUAUGAAGACGGCAGCAACAUCGACACCAGGCACAGAAUGCUCCGAGUACUCGACACACCACUGGUUUGCCGUCCUCCCUUCAGCCUCAAUCAGACAGUCGGUGGUGGCAAGGAGUUCAACGUCUACCUGGGUAACAUUCCCACUGAUGUCAUCUUAGAGGACGUCUGGAUCAAUGGGAAGCGGCUGCCAAUGUCAGAGACAUCACAACAAGGCUUCAAUAUCAGUCCUGUUGUUCACACAAAUGGCAGUCGAAGUUAUGAGCUCCGAUUGCCCUUUGAGGAUGAAAAUGUGCACUGGAUGUAUUUAGGUGGAGGUGUAGUGGAAUACUCCAUCGAUAUAAACUUCACUUUAACCAUCCUGCCUCAGAGAAAUUCCUACUACUACCACACCUUCAUUACAGCACGAGUGUUCAACAGAUUCCCUCCAGAAAUCACUGCUCAGUGUUCAGAUGAAGGAAUCUUCUUCAGCGUGGCCAAACCUCCUCACAGUCAUAUUAUCUGGGAGGUUGGCAUCGACCAUGAACCUCUGACGCAACAACUGGUGGCCCAAAGAGGAUAUCGCCUCUACAACGACAGCCACAGAAGCACCCUGGAAGUCCCUGUGUUCUCUGUUGGGUACACAUAUGAAGAAAUAAACUUGUCAAACUUUUAUGCAACAUUUAAGCUUCUUCUGAGAGACUCCAAAUCUCUGGAGGUCCAGACAUCCACCUCCAAACGCUGCCUCUUCCGAACUGAGGACAUGAUAGUUUGCUCUGCAGAUGGGACCAUGACGGUGGUGACAACCCCAUCCUCCACCUGGCCCACAGUUCAGCCUGAGAAAACCACUCUGCUGGACCCCACCUGUAAGCCUAAAGAGACUGACAGAGCCAGAGCCUUGUUUGAGUUCAAGCUGGACUCCUGUGGGACCAGAGCCAUGGUCAGUGAGUGGUACAUGGUUUAUGAGAACGAAAUCCUCCAUGAUAGAUUGCUGAUGACAGAUGGCCCAAACUUCAUCUCCAGGGAAACUCAGUUCAAGGUCACAGUGAGGUGCUUCUAUCCACUCGGUGCAGUCAACAGACUGUCUGUGGACAGGAUCUUCAAAUCAGCGAUUCCUGGACUUGGUUCAGUCAAAGUCUUUGAGAGCCACACAGAUCCAACAAACAAAUUCACUACUAAACACUGUCCAGAUCAGAGUUCAGCGAGGGCCACAAACACCCCAACAAACCAUGUUAACCCAGCCCCAGCUGCAGAAGAAGUUCUGCCUCAUCCCGGCAUCAUGCCUCCACCAAAACCUGGGCCCAGUCACUUCAUCACAGUGCCAGGAGGACACAAGAAGCAGCUCCCCUUAUUAAACUUUCCAAACCCAAAUCUUUCUCCUGAAACUCAAAACCACCAAGUCUUUCAACAGGUUUCAUCUCCUCUUCGUCAUCUCAUGCUCUGGACAGAGGACCGAAAUGUAUUCUCAUCUCCAACAGAUUCCCACUUCCACAGUUCUCUUCCCAGAUAUGAUCUGUUACCAGACAGCAGAGCCCAGCUGUCACAUCUCAACACACCAAGCGUGGACUUUACAAAAGUAAAAGCAGAAACUUCAAGACACAGUGAAGGAUAUCUAGGCUUGGACUUGGAUUCACUUGGCAUGCAUAAUGAGGCUCCAGUUGUUCAACAGUUGGGAAGCUCCAGUCAGACUCCUACACCUCAAGGUUUAAACAGUUUAAGGGACAACUUCUGGCACUCUGCCCUGACAUGGGGCCUGCCUACUCCUGGCCUAAAUGGAAUUGUCAAGCAAAGUCCAGAGAGUCCGGUGCAGAGUUUUACAGUCCAAUCUUCUCUUAGCAUGCCAGACCUGAGUCAGCAACACGAGACCCACCCAACUAUGAGCAAUUACAAAUCCUUAGGUGGUAGGAUGGAAAUGGCCAACAUGAGAGGAAGGCCUUUGAAUCUGCCUCAAAGUCAGGAUGAGCAUCAAAUGCAUCAGUUUCAGCCAGCCCUUCAAACACCGGGCCGCAUAAGCUAUAAGCUGCAUCUGCCCAGCAAAGACAAGAAUUACGAUCCCGCUCAUACUAAACACACCACAUCCAAAAAUCAUGUCCCUGAUUCAUCUGGAGAGCCACAGUUGUUUGUCAGUGGUGAACUGACGUCCACUGCAACCAGCCAAGUUGACCAAAACCUGGAGAAAAUUGGGUCUAUUGAAAGGAGGAAUGUUCAGCCUGCAGUGCAGAACAUAAGAGUAAAACCUUUAAGUAAAAUUGUGUCUUCUGGUCCUCAUCUCAAUCAGAAACCUGUUGCCCAAAAGACAAACUCGCAAAGCUCUAGUCCAUCCAGCUACACCACCAGUACCAAAGCUGUCAACAAUGGUGGGAACCCUUGGACAUCCCAACAGCUUCUGGGUUCAAACACAAGAGAGGAACAUGUUCUUAAGCGAACAGGUUUUUUAUUGCCAACACAGAAUCAAAACCAUCGUGACAGUGUCCAGGACAAAUGGGAUUGGUCUGAUCUACCCUCAAAUCACCAAGAACACGAGCAAAAACUGGUCUCCACAUCCUCAAAACAGCAGGGACACAAGAAGAAUCUGGUCCUUUCUCCCCGCUGCCAGCAGGGACGUGAGCAAAAACUGGUCCAUCCAAGCCAGAACCAGCAGGGAUAUGAUCAUGUCCAAUCAGCCACUGAGACACAAAAUAGAGGACAGGAAUCUGCUUCAUUUUGGAGAAAUAUCUUUCCAACAGCAGGGGCGUCUCACAUCAGAGUCAGACCUCCUUCUGGUCUUUCAGGAAGACUCCAGACUUAUGACCUGUCCAGCCUGCAGAAUUCCCAGAUCCCAGACUCUGUGUCCACAGGAGGAACCAGCAGGAUCUCCUUCCACAGCUUCACACCACAGACCAUCAGAGAAUAUCAAACAACUGAACCCAGCACACUGAAUGUAGGGGGCCUGAAGCCAUCUGGAGGAGAAGCUAGGUUCACUGGUCCCCACACUGGUCCUAAUGGUUCUAAGGAUUUGGAUUCCACCCUGAAGAUCCAGAGCAGGUUUGGCUGUAGUGGUGUGUCCAGUCAGAAUGGGGGCAGCAUUCAUCGAGGCAUCUUCAGAGGUACCAACACAACCAGCACUCACACCAGAUCCCCAUACACCACAGUGUAAAAACUCCAGACAAGAACCACAUUACAGAGUUCACGUUACCUUUCUUCCCUCUGCUCACCCCAGCUGUUGAACUGGGAAAGGCACAGACCAGCUUCAGACUUAGCCAGGGUUUUGCAAGAUUAAAAACUGACAGUGCAAAUGGGUUUUUAUAGCUUGUGUCAUUUUUUUUUUUUUUUUAACUUUGUAAAAUUCUGAGAUAAUGUGAAACAAGCCUUUUAUCUCUGUCAGAUGUUACAAUGACAAUAUUAAAAACUAUAAAGCUGGAUGUUAUAAAGUCGUACCACUGACAGUAAACAAUGCAGAUGUGAUUGAGAUUCAUGAAAAUGGCUCUUUUCUUAAAAUUACUUUUACCUGAUUAGUGUUGACUGAAUGUCUAAACUCUGAAAAAUGCAAACAUAUUUCCUUUAAAGCUGUUUUUAAUUGGACUACCAAUCAUUGUUUUCAAAUAUUUAAUUUAAACAUUAAAUAAGAACUGAAAUAGAGCCUAAAACAGGAGAAGUGACAAUUUAAAUCUGAAACCAUGUGAUUAAAGACGUCUGUCAGCUUGCCCUUUUUGAUACUCGGAUUCAAAAACAAAAUUUAAAAAUCAAAUAAAAUGGUAUUUGUUAUAAAGACCACAGAUUUACCAAGCGUAAAUGAUCAUAGACAGGAUCAAGUCUAUGCUAGUUCACUAAGGUAAAUCUGACAAUAAAGGCUACUUCGUUUGACUGAUGCGAACGUCUGAAUGAAACUAGCAAAUAUAAACUGUUAUUACAUCACAGCUGGCCAAAGCUUAGAUGUAAUCAGAACCUUAAUACGUAGUGGGAAAUGGAGGAAGAAAUUAAAAAUAGCUUGAUCUUCCAUCAAAACAUUAAUCUGUCAUGAUGUUGAUAAUCAAGUGUUUUCAUCAAUGUUAAAAAUGUGCUGUUUUUAAUUUCUGAAAUAAGAUUUUUAUCAAAUGAUAGCAAUAAAUGCUUGCGUUUUGGACAGGUAAAUCAGUUUUUAGGCCUUCUAAUCUGAAUUAACUGAACUGAUUCAAAAACUGUGAAACCCUACUUACACAGUGAACAGCUAAAGUCAGAACGAAGAUUUUAAAAUAUACAGAAGAGCUGAACAAACCUCUUUUGUGCUAAUUAAUUGUUAUAAAAACUGGAGUUAUUUCCUCUGUCAUGUUUCUUUAUGAUCAGUUUAUAUCACUAAUGUGCUGGUGAGCUUUAGGCGUUCUGCACCACUUCUAUAAAACAGCUGUGCUGAUGUUUGUCUCUGUCCUUUCAGGUAAACAGGUCAGCUGACGAAGGACAAACACUAUCUGCAGACCCUGAUUCAAUAAAGUUUCUUUACAUUCA
Amphiprion ocellaris (clown anemonefish) is the source of this 5634-nucleotide messenger RNA. RefSeq lists its product as uncharacterized. The record is from RefSeq and is a predicted model, not a curated record. The transcript has 19 exons. Bases 116 to 4309 code for a protein of 1397 amino acids. NCBI's taxonomy places the organism in Eukaryota, Metazoa, Chordata, Actinopteri, Pomacentridae.